GUAAGAGAAACUUGGAUGGUAUCAUCAAGGAGAUACAUGGAAACUGUGUUUUCUACUUAAUCUUCCUGUACAUGGGACAUUGAUGUCAACUGUACCCUGCCCUUGCCAAGUCCACCCCAUUCACCACACAUCCUGUGUGAGCUACAGAAUCUCUCAGGAUCUCUUUGCUGGAUUUGUGUUCCUGUUGCUCUGUUCACGUCCUGGCUGCCUGGUCCAGUAAACACGCUGCUCAACUGGAGAAGCCUUGAAUCCCCUCACUGGUGCUCCUUGAGUGGCAGCUGUUCCAGGUCUUUCAAGCCGCAAGGUGGGCACCAUGGCUGAGAAGUUUGACUGCCACUACUGCAGGGACCCCCUGCAGGGGAAGAAGUACGUUCAGAAGGAUGGUCAUAACUGUUGCGUCAAAUGUUUCGACAAGUUCUGUGCCAACACUUGUGCCGAGUGCCGCAAGCCCAUCUCUGCGGACUCCAAGGAGGUGCAAUAUAAGAACCGCUACUGGCAUGAUACCUGCUUCCGCUGUUCCAAGUGCCUUCACCCCUUGGGCGAUGAGACCUUUGUGGCCAAGGACAACAAGAUCCUGUGCAACAAGUGCACCCAGCUGGAGGGUUCCCACUCGUGCAAGGGCUGCUUCAAGCCGAUUGUGGCAGGCGAUCAAAAUGUGGAAUACAAGGGCACCGUAUGGCACAAAGACUGCUUCACCUGCAGCCACUGCAAGCAAGUCAUUGGGACCGGAAGCUUCUUCCCCAAGGGGGAGGACUUCUACUGCGUGUCUUGCCACGAGUCCAAGUUUGCCAAGCACUGCGUCAAGUGCAACAAGGCCAUCACAUCUGGAGGAGUCACUUACCAGGAUCAGCCCUGGCAUGCCGAGUGCUUUGUGUGUGUUACCUGCUCUAAGAAGCUGGCUGGGCAGCGUUUCACCGCUGUGGAGGACCAGUAUUACUGCGUGGAUUGCUACAAGAACUUUGUGGCCAAGAAGUGUGCUGGAUGCAAGAACCCCAUCACUGGGUUUGGUAAAGGCUCCAGUGUGGUGGCCUAUGAAGGACAAUCCUGGCACGACUACUGCUUCCACUGCAAAAAAUGCUCCGUGAACCUGGCCAACAAGCGUUUCGUUUUUCACCAGGAGCAUAUCUAUUGCCCCGACUGUGCCAAAAAGCUGUAAAAGGGGACAGGGGCUCCUGUCCCAUCACAUGGAAAUUGAGUCUUGUUCUUUCAUGUCCUCACCCUCUGCCCUGCACCAGCGGUGGGGAAAGAGCGGCCUUUCACCUCUUCAAGUUGCUCCCUCCCGGCCUUUGUCCUUGUGCCAGCAUUACUUACACACUGGGCACACAGUGAUCGGUUAGGAUGUAUAGCAAAACAGCAGCUCCACAGCCAACACUUAGCUCGAUCGACACUUCUGCAUGUUUCUCAUAGAGCAGAAAAGCGCACCCCCAUGUACCGCUUAGAGACGAAAGCUGGAAGCUUCAGUGGCGGGCUCCCCCACCGGGUCAGCAGGACACGCCAUGAAUUGCAGCGGCUGCUCCAACAUAAGUGCUCACCUCACUGCAAACAGCAGAAUUUAGCUGGAAUGCAUGGUAUCCCUUUCUCCUCCAAACACCCCCUACCAUUCUUCUGUGCUUUCACCUGACUAAUACUGGCCUCCUGCAAGACAAACCUGGACACUUGGCGCCAUUUCGCCUUUCUGACUGGCUCCCACCCCGGUACUAAUGUUCUGUCCCCUCCCCCAAGUGGCAUGUUUUCUGAGCAUUCCUCAUGCAAGCGGGGAACACGCAGGUGAUUUGGCAAGUGUAGGCAGAGCUGAAAGAAUGAGCCUGUUUCAGAGGAACAGCGUCACGGCCAAACACUUCUGGAAGCUUCACCACUAACCAGCUAUCUGUUGACUUUUGUUUGGAUUUUCUUUCAAUUAAUACGAUUUUCAUUUGUUUUCAUGACUAGCAGCAUAGUUAUUGGGUUUGAAGACGUGCAUGAAAAUAUUUUAGUCCCUUUUGAGUGUUCCUGCCAUUUAAAAAUGCGCUCACAGAAGUCACCCUAAGAACGUUCUAGGGGGUCCUGCUGAGCAGACAUCAGGGCUGUCCUUCGCACCAGCGAUGAGUUCAGAACUUGUCUGCUCUGUUCGUGUAUUCAAAGCCUGCCAGGCCCCUUCUCUUGGCUGGAUCUCAUAGGAUGUGGGGAGGCAACCAUCUUAGCCCCAGGUGGGCCCCCUAUCUGUGUAGUGCUUAUCUGAGACACAGGAUCACCUUACUGUAUUCUAUUGACGUUGUUAUAUUACAUAGUUUGAGGAGAUGAUAUCAGAGUAACCUGUAAUGGCAAUCAUAUUAACAUACUUGUAGAAGUGGUUAGCCAAGCUGAUGCUUCAUUUCUACAUCUUGUCAUUAGCUACUAUCAUCUAACGUUUCAGUGUAUCCUUACAGAAAUAAAAGAGCAUAUAAAUAA
Suncus etruscus (white-toothed pygmy shrew) is the source of this 2427-nucleotide messenger RNA. It is a transcript of the gene FHL1, whose product is annotated as four and a half LIM domains 1. The transcript is spliced from 8 exons. NCBI's taxonomy places the organism in Eukaryota, Metazoa, Chordata, Mammalia, Eulipotyphla, Soricidae. Gene Ontology annotation, biological process: muscle organ development. Gene Ontology annotation, molecular function: transmembrane transporter binding. Bases 314 to 1156 code for a protein of 280 amino acids. The record is from RefSeq and is a predicted model, not a curated record.